GCCAAUUUCCGCCGUCUUUGCCUCCCACUAGCGCCUCGAAUCCCCCACCACCGCACCCCUAUGUAAAGCGGGCCGCCGGCCGAACAAGGGCGCAUUCUUCAUAUCGCCGGCGCCGGGGGCGGCUGGUGCACUCGGUGGGAGACGCCUUUUGUCGCGCGCUGUCGUUUUUGCAGCCCCGGGCCCUCUGCCGGCGUGCGAGCGGCUAUUAGCUGGCAGUCAGUCGGCCACCUGUUGUCUGCACGGGCGGUGUGCCGCCAGCCCACAGGCGUGUGACGGCCAAGUGUGUACCUACUUAAUACAGCGAUCGGUACUUAAUAAAGUGAGUGAAGUGGGUACCCAAAAGACAUUUGCGAACGCCCAAAUAAACAAUAAUUGCAUCUAAACGGUUAAGACUGUCAUUUUCUGGGGAAGUACUUUUGGGACACGCUUCUACAUCGGAGACCGUUAAAGUAAUGGACACGUUUACGUUGGCAUUUGGUUUUAUGUACUGGUGCUGUUAGGUCGUCCUGGUAGACAUAGAUACUAAUCAAGUAUUGGCUGUUCCGACAAGUUUUUUCAUAUCGUAUACUCUCGAGAUACGAGAUCUAGUGCACCGGUGCGCGUACCUAGGAUGAAUACGCGUGUUCAGUAGUCGUGAGGAAGGAGUACUACUGGUUGCGAGUCCCCGAGUAGCAGAGCGCUGGACGCGGGCGCAGCGAUGCUGCCCACGAGCGGGGAGAAGCCGCUGCUGAAGAUCACGGCGAGCGCCGCGGCGUCGGUGGCGGCGGCGGCCGUGGCGGAGAUGGACCGCGGCCGCGGCUGCAGCCAGCUGCCCGCGCCCGACACCAGCCACGCCACCCGGGGCAUCGACAGCGCCGUCGCCAAGGUGCUGCAGGGCUACGACUGGUCCCUCGUGCCCAUCGCCAACAAGGGAACGUCGGACAAGCGCAAGCUGCACGUGAAGCGGCCGAUGAACGCGUUCAUGGUGUGGGCGCAGGCCGCGAGGCGGAAGCUGGCCGAGCAGUACCCGCAGCUGCACAACGCCGAGCUCAGCAAGACGCUGGGGAAGCUCUGGAGGCUGCUGAGCGACGACGACAAGCGGCCGUUCGUGGAGGAGGCGGAGCGCCUGCGCAUGAUCCACAAGAGGGACCACCCCGACUACAAGUAUCAGCCGCGCCGGCGCAAGGGCGGCGCCGCCGGGGGCGGAGGAGGCGCGGCCGCAGGCGGGGGCGGCGCCGGCGACGGCGGGGGCGGCGGCGGCGCCCUGGCGCGCCAGCAGGAGCCAGCCGCCGCGCUGGCGCACUCGCACGCCGCCGCGGGGUCGCCUCCGCCGCUGCACGCCGUCUCGCACCAGCACGGAGUCGUCUUCAGCCGCGUGUUCAAGCAAGAGGAGGCGGGCGACGCGGGCUCCAGCAGCAGCCUGUCGCUGACGCCGCCCACCACGCCGGGCAGCGCCGCAGACCGCGACCGCCGCGCCGCCCACGGCUCGCCCAGCCCAACUAGCGGUCUGUGCGCGGAGCCGUCGCAGCUGGUGGCGCCGGCGUACGCGCGCUCAGGCGCCGCCUACCUGGCGGAGCUGCCUCGCUACGGCCUGCUGGACAUCAUCGACGGCGGCGGCCUCGAGCCCGCCGAGUUCGACCAGUACCUCAAGCAGUACUACUACGCGCCGCCGCCGCCGCCGCCCCCGCAGCAGCAGCAGCAACAGCAGCAGCAGUGGGUGGCCGCGCCGCCGCAGCAGCCGGCCGCCGGCGAGAGCAACAACAACGUCAAGUAUCUGCUGGAGGCGGCGGCGGCGGGCGCGGCCGACGUGUCGUACCACGAGCUGCAGCCGGGCAAGCUGGACGCGUACGGCCAGCAGCUGCUGGCGCCGCCGCCGCAGCCGCAGGCGCAGCCGCAGCCGCAGCACGGCGGCUACGGCGCGCAGUACGCGCUGCCCAACUGCCAGUACCUGCCGCAGCGCGCCGCCUACCACGCACCGCUCGACGCCGACGCGUCGCCCGCCCACCUGUGGGCCGGCUACCCGGACUGCGGCGCCAACCUGUGACGCCCUCUCGCAUCGGCCCUUCCAUUCUCCUGACAGCAAGGCAGCUGGCCCUGCACCAAACAUUCUCCCCGAGUUCAAAAACUACCAGUGUCAGUCUCCAACUGUAGUGGAGCCAAAUGGACAGUUUGUCACGCUGGUGACGAAGUGAUGCCAGUGAACAGAAACACUGAAGUGUCUCAUAGGUUUCCUUCGCUGGUCUUUCUAACUGAAUAGAAGCUUGAGCACCGUGCUCAAUGUCCAGGACCCCUGAGUUCCAUGAGUCCCCGUGGAAAUGCUUUCAGUUCUCACUAAGGACACUAUGGAAAGUUAUUGACAUUUGCUUUCCGAUGUUCAGCCGAAUUGUUGAUUCGAUUUUUAUCCACAUAAUGCGGUCAGUGACUGAGUCGUGUCCUUCGAGUGCUGCGAGUUUUGUCAUUAUGCGCACUUAUGUGGGUUGUCGAAAUGUACAGAAAAACGGCCUCAACAACUCGUUUGAACACCUUUAAUCAGCACAUUAAUAAAUCACGCCUAGGUGACAUGAGAGACUGUACCUGUCACAUCUUGCGUUGGGAGAGAUAUUAGUCGCCGACAGGACAGCCAGCGUAAUAAUACGAUAAUUUCUUCUUUUGCUCUGUAUUAUUUUCAGAUGAAGUAUUUUUGUGUGUAUUCAUCGACGAACGCUGUGGCAAGAAAUAAUUUCUCGAUUGAUAUUCUCCAGCAGUAAACUUAUUAAACUCCUCGUUCUUUUAAGAAGGCGAUGAUUUAAAGCUCAUAUUUUUUUUUUUAAAAAAAAUCGUGGUUUGUACAGUUGCUGUGCGUUACUUUAUUAAAAACAAUGUCAUUACACGUUCCACACCAUUUACUUCUUAUCUUGUCUGUGAGUCGGAUGCAUCCGUGCUCUCUGUUUUCGGUGCAGUUUUUCCUUUUGGUUCGAUCCAGAAGCAAGAUAUAAUCACCUCUCGCAUAUUUUGUAACUGAUCUCAUUUUAGACUAGACUGUGGUCUGCUGUCAACCACUGCUAGUUUCGGCCAAAUAUUGGCAACUGUGCAAUUGUCAUAGUUGACACCACACACGAAAAUUGAUACAUCAGCGCUCGUUAAAACGCUCUAAAAUGGUAUCAUAUCCAUAAACAGCGUCUCCUUAUAGCGAGGACUAAGAAUUCGUUUUAAGUAAUUCAAGUUUCUUGUUAUACGCUACACUGAUGUGCAGCACUCGGAGACGUUAGGCCUAAAAGAGAAUAUAUGCGCAGUACUCUUUGUUCAUUGAAGUUCCUCUAAUUUUUUCUGCUUUUAUGCUCCUACUACUGCAGUUGCGGGUAAUGCCGAAUUUCGUACUAUGUAUUAUAACACAGAAACAAUGUAAUAUCCAAAAGUUCCAGACAUAAAUUGCUUAAAAUUAUUACGUCUUAUCUAGAUAUUGUUCUGCACCAUCACCUUUGCAGCAAAUCUUGUGAGUUCAGUGGAUGUGGAACAAACUGUCAUCUUGUUUUUAGUCAAAAAUCCCUGGAUAACGUCGGUUGUAUGCGCUCGGGCAUUGUCGUAUUAGACAACCUAGUCGUUGUACACUCUUUUUGUGCUCUUUUGUUACUCAUGUUUUCACCCAAAACGCGAAAGAAUUCUUGAAGGACUACAUUACAAAGCCGGAUCAACUGUUUUAUGUAGAAGGUCGAGGUGAAAAAUAAUCUUUCUCUGCGGUGAUCGCUGCUGAGUUCCAGAGCAUGGCCAUAGACCUAAUCUCUGUCUCCAGUGUCAACCUUGACAGGAUCUCUGGAUCAGUUUCAAGCAGUCGCUUAAGUUCCCUGCCAAGUUCCGUGCGAUGUUACUUCCUGUCAUCUUGAAACAGACGGGCACAAACUUCGCCGCAGUUCUUCUCGUGCUUAAUUCGCCUGGCAGAAUACGUUCGCCGGUACCAUAAGGUGUCCCCAAGGUGUUGAAGACAUCUUGGGCGGUCUUUCAUGAUCUUGCAGAAUCACAUCCCUCACUUUUCAAAUUUAGUGGUGUAAUCCUGGUUGACAGCCGACCGAAGAGGUCGUUUAUGAUCGGUAAUGUGGGCUCUUUUUCGAAAAUUUGAUACUAGUCAUAACAUUGUGCCUAAUCUGAAACGAGUCUCCAAGUGCUUAAUUCAAUAUCUGGUGGAUAUUUGCAGCGGUUUCACGAAAUUUAAAACAAACUUUUGUGGAGACAAGCUGCUCUUUCAAGUCAUCCAUCGCAUAAUUAGAAACUGGCGGUUCGACUACGUUGGAAAUAGGCCCACAAACAACUAAACGAAUCACUCAGCUCACCGCCACUUAUUGUACUGAUUUGAAAAGGGAUAUUUGAGGAGACACCUAGCGGCGUUUCACUGUACACAUAACAAUUUGUGUGCACAAUUCAAAGAAAGGGAGCAUUUGGGUACUACGUGAUGCAUCCUUCAUACAGCUAUACGGCGCUGUGUGGGUCUUGCGCUGUCACUCAUUGUCCUGUAUUUUUACAGGACAAUUGUACUUCUCUCAGCGCAUUCACUUAGCCUUGGGACGGAAAAUCUAUAGUCGUGGUAACUAAAGAGAGAACUUCCAUUUCUGAGAGGAGCAAUUCCAUUUUUAAAACCACCUGCGCAACAGUACGGCGCACGCUUGGCUAGAGAGGCCCGCAACACUUCUCUCGCCAUCUCCUAAGCUGGCUUACAGCACAAAUGGCGUUACGCGUUCAGAAAGACAAAAAUGCGGCUAUGUUUGUUAGGGUGGGCGGCCUAUGGGUGCCGCAGCAUGAGCAGCGACUGUACCCUCUGGCUCGUGUCAGGUCGCCAUGCCUAUGACGUCAGCAUUCAACACUCCGCCGCCCAAAAGGAAACACGAGAGCGGCGUGCAGCGGCCGCGCCGCCGUCGCCGGAGAAAGAAAACACUUAAUUUCAUUACGGGGCCGGGCUUUUUUGCUCGCGCCGUAAACAUGACGAUACGGUAUAUAUGGUCAGCCGGCACAAAUAUACUGUGUCCUGCGCCGCUGCACUUCCAAUGGCCACUGGCCGGCGUCAAUUUCUCGGCCGUGCAGCCGAGCCCAGUCACCUCGGACGACCAAAAUAAGCUGAAGGAGGAGAAGAAUACGCCAGUCGGGUGCAGUCUAAUUUCGUGGAUACGAAAGAAAUAGAAAUAAGAAACGUACUCAAAAUCAAUGGUGAAGUAACGACUUAGGUAAUACGUAUUUACACCCGUGGAUGAGCGUUUAGCACAGACCAGCAAUGGAGCUUUACAAUACACGCAACAAAACGGGAAUCUUUUGUUAAUACAAAAACUGAAUUGUUAUUUUGAAGGAAGUAAAUAGGUAUUAUGGAUACACUCAGUCUCGAUUUCGUUAUUCAGUAGCAUUGUACAGACAUGUCAGAAAUAUCGAAUUAUGACGACUCAUUUCGAUACAGUCACUGCGCAGAUUUCAGAAUACAUCGUCGCACAGAAAGAACUUUUCAGACCCAUUACUCCUCCUGGCUUGAAACGCAGAAGUUCCUACUAUGUCCAAGAAUACAUGCUGCCUUUGUGUUAUUACCGUGUGUUUCUGAACUUGUUGCGCAGCUGACAUUUGCAGCUGUAGAAAGACAUUCAAGAAGUAAAAAUGUAAGAAAAAUCAUUUAAUGUCCAUUUUAUUUUCAUUCCCGGAAGUAUUAAACUUUGUACAUUGUUUCAUUAAGUAUAUUUUGAAGAAUAUUAUUUUACGAUACUUUAUAGUUUACCCAUGUGUGCUAUCUUUUGAAAAAAAAAACGAACUGAGGACUGAUUAGGUAGUAUGUUGCAUGUUACGUCAUAGGUUCAUAUCGUUUACUUGUUGUGCUAUUUUAAUGGAAACUUAAAAUAUAUGUACUUACGUUGUAAACUGUCGGUUGAGACACAAUAUUGUUUUUGUGCUGUACUGUAGACGAAACAUGAAUGAGUUAAAUGUUAGAGCCUAUACCAAUGAUUGUUGAUAAAAGCAAGUCCUUGUUGUAUUUGUGUCUAUUGAAACACCAUUUAAAAUGUGUAAUAUAUUGAAAUACAGAUAGAAUCUGAGAUUAA
Molecule: messenger RNA, 6020 nt
Organism: Schistocerca gregaria
Lineage: Eukaryota; Metazoa; Arthropoda; Insecta; Orthoptera; Acrididae
Product: transcription factor SOX-9-like
Exons: 5
Coding region: 698-2023 (441 amino acids)
Biological process (GO): regulation of transcription by RNA polymerase II
Cellular component (GO): nucleus
Molecular function (GO): DNA-binding transcription factor activity, RNA polymerase II-specific; RNA polymerase II cis-regulatory region sequence-specific DNA binding
Source: RefSeq, a predicted model, not a curated record